Molecule: messenger RNA, 615 nt
Organism: Scheffersomyces stipitis CBS 6054
Lineage: Eukaryota; Fungi; Ascomycota; Pichiomycetes; Serinales; Debaryomycetaceae
Exons: 1
Coding region: 1-615 (204 amino acids)
Source: RefSeq, a predicted model, not a curated record
AUGCAUGCUGUAGAAGACACUCUUCAGGAUGAUGAUCCCUCGGUAGACGAAUUGGAAUCCCUUCUCCUGGCUAUCACAGAACAAGUUAAAACUGAGUUAGAUGGAUUAGGUGGAAAUGAGUUUGAUGGAGAGAACGGAAACGAGUUUGAUUUAGAGGAUGGAGAGAAUGAGAAUGAAGCAGAUUAUGAAAAUGAAUAUACUGAGCAGGAUGAAAUUAUAGACAAUAGUAAGAAGACGCUCGAUUUCGGCUUUGAAGGAGGUGAAUUCGAAGACUUUCCAGAUUUCGUGAUGCAAGAGAUAUACAAGCAAGAGAAGAAGAUACCGAAGAGGAAGACUGAAAAUUCCGGUACCAGUAAGUCAACAAACAAUUUACCAACUAAAGCUAGCGAUAUUUUGUCCAGGUACAAUAACGACUCCGAUUACACUUCAGACGGUUCCGAUUGGGAUAUCGUUGAAAGCGAUUCAGACAAAUAUGAUAAUGAACUAGAACUUAUAAACGAUGAGGACAAGAUCAUCGAUGUAGAUAGUUCUCUGGAUGUUGAAGUUCAGGAUGAUGAACAGGAAAUGAAGUAUAUACCUGAAAAGUACGAUCGACUGCUUGAUGUAAGCAGAUAA